AUGAAUAGGCGUCAUUCCUACAGCUUCCUCACAUUCUUAGCGGCUGCCUUCUUCUUCCAGGCAGUGGGGUUGAAUGGAUGGAAUUGUUUUGGACAUGCCUUCAGUUAUAACUGCACCACGGCUCCAAAAGUCCUCACGACUGGCAUCAUCUUAGCACUUGCCGGAGGCGCUGCUACAAUCGGUGGAAUUCUCCUAUUCGCCGUAAUGGCGACGAAUAGUCGCGGGGCCUUUGUUACUGCGCCAUGUUUUUACGUUAUUGCAACAGCUUUGAGCAUUAGCGCCGUUGUAUACUAUUAUUGGGAAGUCCAACUAUAUUCGCCAAUCUUUGCGAUUUGCGGCAUGUCUAUAAUAACGGCACUCUCUUUUAUUCUUAUUAUUGAUUACGUCGCUGGCACUUUCUAA
Molecule: messenger RNA, 402 nt
Organism: Rodentolepis nana
Lineage: Eukaryota; Metazoa; Platyhelminthes; Cestoda; Cyclophyllidea; Hymenolepididae
Source: the annotation of a GenBank genome assembly